Oldenlandia corymbosa var. corymbosa is the source of this 1869-nucleotide messenger RNA. The record is from the annotation of a GenBank genome assembly. NCBI's taxonomy places the organism in Eukaryota, Viridiplantae, Streptophyta, Magnoliopsida, Gentianales, Rubiaceae.
AAAAAAGUCCCAACACUCGAAACCAAAAUAAAAAAAUAAAAUAAAAAAACUCGGUAUACGGUAAAAGAAAAAACACAAAGAAGGAAAAGAAAUAACAGAGGGGAAAGGAAUCAAAAACAAAAAGGGAGACGAAUCUGAAAGGAAGAUUUUGGAAAAUUCUGGUUAUUGUUUAAGUUGUUAAUACACACAAACCCAGCCAGAAUUUUGUUUCCCCAAAUUCACCGGCAAAGAAAUUUCCGUACUCCUUUGACGGAGUCCCCAGUCAAUUUAUCCUCCUCAUCAUCAUCACCAUCAUCGCCAUCGUCGUCGUCAUCCUCAAUCGCGUUUCUUUGCUUAGAUUCCUUCGCCUUUUUCCCCCUUCAUUCCUUCCUUCCUUCGAUUCCCCCAUUCCAUAUUUCCCAAUUUUCCUAUACCUUUUGAUUCCCAAAAAAAAAAAAAAAUUGAUUCUGUGAUAUUUGAUUCCGUAGCCCAAAUUCUGCAAUUUCGUUGCUGUUCGUAGGAGCCGAUCAAGUGAUUUGAUUUGUUGUUUGUAAGUUUUUGUCGUUCGAGAAUUUUGCUUUGUCGGUUGCUUUAUUAUAUCUCGAUAAGGAUUGGGUUUUUAUGAUGUAAUUGAGUUAAAUUUUGCUUUGGGUGAAACAUUUUAUUUGCUAUUAUGAUGAUUUUACAGAGUUGGAGACAAAAAAGAGAGAGAGGGAUGCAGAGCCAGAUUGUGUGUAGUGGAUGUAGAAGCUUAUUGAUGUAUCCGCGGGGCGCCACAAAUGUGUGCUGCGCUUUCUGUAAUGCCAUCACCGCUGUGCCCCCGCCUCAGCUCCCACCCGGAAUGGAAAUGUCCCAGAUUGUAUGCGGCGGUUGCCGCACUCUUUUGAUGUAUGCACGUGGUGCGUCAAGUGUGAGAUGUUCCUGCUGUCACACGGUGAAUCUUGCACCUCCACCAGCUACUACUAAUGUUGCUCACGUCAACUGUGGAAAUUGCCGCACAACACUUAUGUACCCAUAUGGCGCUCCCUCAGUCAAAUGUGCCAUUUGUCAUUAUAUCACCAAUGUUGCUAUGAAUAAUGUGAGGGUUCCAAUUCCCAUGCACCAGUCUACCGGGGCGCCAACGUCAGCACCAAUGCCCUCUACUUCAGCUGUGAGUUUCUCAGAUGUGCUGCUAGAUUCUUGAAGGAUGUUAAAACUGUCUUUGCAUUUUUUUAAUGACCAUCUGUGAUUCCAUUGCAGGGUUUGACCAAUUCUCAGAGUCAAACUGUUGUUGUGGAGAAUCCUAUGUCUGUAGACAAAAGUGGAAAAUUGGUAAGUUUUGUGCUGGAUUGCAGGACUUCGUUACAUGGGAUAAAUCUGAAGAUUAUUAUAUUUUCAUUGUAGCAUUUUGAACCCGUCAUGCUUUUAUGUGUAUUUCAGGUGAGCAAUGUUGUGGUUGGUGUCACUACAGAGAAGAAAUGACGCAAGAAAGAGGGUGAUCCUGCCCUUGCGGUGUUGCAAGGCAGAAGUCUUUAAGUUUAGCAUAAGCUGCUGGACCAAAUGGGUAUAUAGAGAUUUUGUGAAUACUUGGAGGAAAAAAAUGAUCAGUUUCGCUAUUAUAUGGUCACUUUUAUAUUACAUGAUUAUUGUUGAUGCUGGUGUGAUGUACAUUAGAAGGAUUAGCAGAAGUGAGCAGCUUCAACACAUUUGUGAUGCAUUUUUAUUUAUUUUUUUAAACUCCUUUUGAGAUAUGAAUAUUGCUAUUUAGUAAUUACUGACUUGAUAAAUAGUUUGAUACUUCGGGCUUCUUGUUUUUUUUUUUUUUUUAAAAAAAAUUCUGUAUAAGCUUGUCUUGGAUUUGUAGAUCCGAGUAUCCGACAUGUUAUUGCAAAUAAUACCGUUGCAAAGGCA